Oncorhynchus mykiss (rainbow trout) is the source of this 4655-nucleotide messenger RNA. It is a transcript of the gene bmp1a, whose product is annotated as bone morphogenetic protein 1a. NCBI's taxonomy places the organism in Eukaryota, Metazoa, Chordata, Actinopteri, Salmoniformes, Salmonidae. The record is from RefSeq and is a predicted model, not a curated record. Gene Ontology annotation, molecular function: zinc ion binding; metalloendopeptidase activity; calcium ion binding. Gene Ontology annotation, biological process: proteolysis.
GACUAGGGGAGCGAAUCACUGCCCCAGAAUCAAGACAUUGUGGAGAGGCUGAGCUCUGAUUUUAAACCCGCCCUCCGGAGAGAUCUCAUUUCCCCCAAAACCUCCCAUUUUUUCUCUCUCUCUUUCUGUCCCUCUCGUUCCUCUUGUUCUUUACCUCUUAUUUCUCGUCUUUUGCUGUACCCCUCACUCACGAAUCAUGGAUCUCACAAUGAGAUGUUUGUUUCUUCUAUCCUGCUUUUGCAUGAUAUCGGCGAUCGAUUUAGAAGCAAUAGAAACAAGCUACUAUGUGGAGCCCACUGCCACCUCAGAUGUGAUCGACUAUAAGGAUCCCUGUAAAGCUGCUGCCUUUUGGGGAGACAUUGCUCUGGAUGAGGAGGACAUGCGCAUGUUUAAGGUGGACCGGGUUAUAAACAUGGUCCAGCGGACCGUCCAGACCUUCAAUCAGACAACCACAGGGUCUUCUGCAAAUGAGACCAGUCGAAACAUAGUGGUGCCAAACCGGCAAGGAUCACACCGCAGGAAAAGGGCGGCAACCUCCAGGCCUGAGAGGGUGUGGCCAGAAGGUGUCAUUCCCUAUGUCAUCAGUGGGAACUUCAGUGGCAGCCAGCGGGCGAUAUUCCGCCAGGCCAUGCGUCACUGGGAGAAGCACACCUGUGUGACCUUUAUGGAGAGGACAACAGAGGAGAGCUACAUUGUGUUCACUUACCGGCCAUGUGGGUGCUGUUCCUAUGUGGGCCGCAGGGGUGGCGGUCCACAGGCCAUCUCCAUUGGAAAGAACUGUGACAAGUUUGGAAUAGUGGUUCAUGAGCUUGGCCAUGUGAUUGGUUUCUGGCACGAGCACACCCGGCCCGACAGAGACGAACAUGUCAGCAUCAUCAGGGACAACAUCCAGCCAGGACAGGAGUAUAACUUCUUGAAGAUGGAGCCAGGGGAGGUGGACUCUAUGGGAGAAGUGUAUGACUUUGACAGCAUCAUGCACUAUGCCAGGAAUACAUUCUCAAGAGGAAUCUUCUUGGACACAAUCCUGCCACGCUAUGAUGUCAAUGGAGUGAGACCGCCGAUUGGCCAGAGGACAAGGCUAAGCAAAGGAGAUAUCACACAGGCACGCAAACUCUACAAGUGUUCCAGAUGUGGAGACAGUCUGCAGGAAAGCAGUGGGAACUUCUCUUCUCCUGGCUUCCCCAACGGAUACUCAGCCUACAUGCACUGCAUCUGGAGAAUAUCGGUCACGCCAGGGGAAAAGAUCAUCCUGAACUUCACCUCCAUGGAUCUGUACAGGAGUCACCUGUGCUGGUACGACCAUGUCGAGAUCAGAGAUGGAUACUCCAGGAAAGCCCCUCUGAAAGGUCGUUUCUGUGGGGAUAAGCUGCCUGAACCAAUCAUCUCCACUGACAGCCGGUUGUGGAUCGAGUUCCGCAGUAGCAGUAACUGGGUGGGGAAGGGCUUCUCCGCUGUGUAUGAAGCCAUCUGUGGAGGGGAGGUGAAGAAGGAUAAUGGACAGAUCCAGUCUCCUAACUACCCAGACGACUAUCGUCCCAACAAGGUGUGCAUAUGGAAGAUCAGUGUUUCUCAGGGCUACCACGUCGGCCUGACCUUCCAGUCCUUUGAGAUUGAGAGGCAUGACAGCUGUGCCUAUGACUACCUGGAGGUGAGGGAUGGGAACUCAGACAACAGCCCACUGCUGGGACGCUUCUGUGGCUACGACAAGCCAGAUGACAUCAAGACCAGUUCCAACCAGCUGUGGAUGAAGUUUGUGUCUGAUGGCUCUGUCAACAAGGCUGGUUUCGCAGCCAACUUUUUCAAAGAGAUGGACGAGUGCUCCAAGCCCGACAAUGGUCGCUGUGAGCAACGCUGUGUCAACACACUGGGCAGCUACAAGUGUGCCUGUGACCCGGGCUACGAGCUGGCUGCCGACAAGCGCAGCUGUGAGGCUGCCUGUGGAGGUUUCAUCACCAAGCUGAACGGCUCCAUCACCAGUCCAGGCUGGCCUAGAGAGUACCCCCCCAAUAAGAACUGUAUCUGGCAGCUGGUGGCGCCCACACAGUACCGAAUCACCCUGCUUUUUGACGUCUUUGAGACUGAGGGCAAUGACGUGUGUAAAUAUGACUAUGUGGAGGUGCGCAGUGGGCUUUCUGCAGACUCAAGGCUACAUGGGAAGUUCUGUGGAGCAGAGAAACCCGAGGCCAUCACCUCUCAGUACAACAACAUGCGCAUUGAAUUUAAGUCAGACAACACAGUCUCCAAGAAGGGAUUCAAAGCUCAGUUCUUCUCAGACAAAGACGAGUGCUCGAAGGAGAAUGGAGGCUGCCAGCAUGAGUGUGUCAACACCUUCGGGAGCUACAGCUGUCAGUGCCGCAGUGGCUUUAUGCUGCACGAGAACAAACACGACUGCAAAGAAGCCGGCUGUGAUCACGUUGUGAACAGUGUGACUGGCACCAUCACAAGCCCCAAUUGGCCAGAUAAAUACCCCAGCAAGAAGGCAUGCACUUGGGCGCUCUCCACCACUGCAGGCCAUCGCAUCAAAAUCGCCUUCAAUGAGAUCGACAUGGAGGCCCAUCUGGAGUGCGCCUACGACCACAUCGAGAUCUACGACGGGCGUGACGGCAAAGCCCCCAGUCUGGGUCGCUUCUGUGGCACUAAGGAGCCUCCUCCCAUCAUGUCCAGCGCCAACAAGAUGUUCAUCCGCUUCUUCUCUGAUAACUCUGUCCAGAAGAAGGGCUUCGAGGCCUCCCACACAGCAGAGUGUGGAGGUCGUCUUAAGGCUGAGGUCAAGACCAAAGACCUGUACUCCCAUGCUCAGUUUGGGGACAAUAACUACCCCGGUGCGUCUGAUUGCCAGUGGGUGAUCGCUGCUGAGAAAGGCUACGGGGUGGAGCUCAUCUUCCAGACCUUUGAGAUUGAGGAGGAGGCUGACUGUGGCUACGACUACAUGGAGCUCUUUGAUGGUGUCGAUACCAAGUCCCCAAGGCUGGGACGCUACUGUGGCUCUGGGCCUCCUGAGGAGAUCUACUCUGCCGGCGACUCCGUUGUAAUCAAGUUCCGCUCUGAUGACACCAUCAACAAGAAGGGCUUCCACGUGCGCUACACCAGCACCAAGUUUCAGGACACACUGCACUCGCGCAAGUGACCAGCGGGGGCCGGAAAGGGCCGGGUGGGGAAGAGGGGCAAGUGGAGGGGCCCCCAGGGGAGGCGACAGCCUGACACUCGGAAACCUUCGGCCACCAAGAUCAUUCAGAAACGACAGAACAGCCGCAAGACCACCAACCGCACCUCAACUCCAAGGGGCUCCAGCUUCCUACAGACUGUGAGGAGUAAAGCCAUUCUGCAGUAGACCUUGUUUUUACCUUUUUUUUAAUGGUUAUGAUUGGGGCGGGUGGGUGGAUAUCCGUUUAGGUGGAUUCAGGGGGAGAAUUUUCUACCCCCAGGUUUUUUUUGGUUCUUUUUUUAUUUUCUAUGCCUCCUAAUGAGAGCGAAAUGAACAACGGUGGAUUCUCAGGACCUGUAGGAAGGCAGGCAUCAGCCAGACAGAUCCCUGCUUUUGUCAGGCCAGCCCCCCCCCACGCCAGGAGGGAAGGAGGCGAGGAGAGAAAAGGAGGGGGAGACCGGAGGAAGUUCCAGAGGGAUUCACCAACCUCAACCUUCCAGCCAAACUCCUCCAGAAUACUAGAGCUCCUCUCCUCCUCACAUUCCCACCCAUAUUGUUCAAGGAUUCCAGUCAAUAAGAGGAUUGGAGGGAUGCCCUUGACUUGAGGUUUUAAUACUGUAUGUCUGAGAAUUGCAUGUAAUUACAAGAAGAGAGAAGGAAACUGUAGGGUGACAACACCAGCAUUUGUAAUUGGCAUUGUCCUGGCAACCAGUGCAAGAUUCUCGCUAUUACCAUUAACAAGGAAAUUAAAGAAGCAGUUAUCUUAUUAAAGGACUAAUAAAUGAAAUGUGGCCUAUGUCUUCUGGUUGGUAAUUGCUUGCCCAUUGAGGGGCUAUUGCUGUAUCUCUCUGUGUAAUUGUAAUGUGUAUGAUUAUUCAAAGGGACAUGACAUGCUUUCCUCAACUCAAAUCAUCAGUAAGCACUUUACAGUGAAUUGUUCAAAAAUCAUGAACUAACGAUUUUUUUGUAAAAUGCAAUGCAAGUUCACUUAUUUUUUAUGCAUUUUAUCACUUUUAUUCCCUGAUUUUAUUUUCAUUGCACCAUUUGGUUUCUCAGGCGUGCUUGAGAGCUGUUUGUACCCUGUACCAUGGGGUAAUAAAGAUAUGGGUUCUGUUUCAGUGUUCAUGUACAGUUUUAAUGUGCAGCAUUUUCUCUCCCUAGACUAAAACUCUCCAUAAAUAGUGCAAUCUCCAGGGGCAGGCCAGAACCCUUUAUUGUGACAGAAGGGUCUGGUGCAGGCGAGUCUGAGUAGUCAUUGUCAUAGCAACACCUUCACAAUAUAUUCAUCUGUUUAUGGUGGGGCUCUGCUGAAUUCCAUGUAUUAUGAUGUGUUGGUAUUGUGCAGCGAGAAUGAUGUUGAAUACAUGACAAAAACUGUUAUCCCACUCUCUUUUCGGGUUCUCUUUCAUUUGACUGAAAAUGCCAGCUGUCACUUAAUGUCUUUGCCUCUAUAGCCAAUCAAUGCAGAUGUUCAGCAUGGUUGGUUUUGUAAGAACCAAUGGAUGUGCUU